Morone saxatilis (striped sea-bass) is the source of this 6791-nucleotide messenger RNA. It is a transcript of the gene asxl2, whose product is annotated as ASXL transcriptional regulator 2. The coding region runs from base 955 to 4494 and encodes 1179 amino acids. Gene Ontology annotation, cellular component: PR-DUB complex. Gene Ontology annotation, biological process: positive regulation of transcription by RNA polymerase II; animal organ morphogenesis. Lineage: Eukaryota; Metazoa; Chordata; Actinopteri; Moronidae. Gene Ontology annotation, molecular function: peroxisome proliferator activated receptor binding; chromatin binding; DNA binding. The transcript is spliced from 14 exons. The record is from RefSeq and is a predicted model, not a curated record.
GAGACGAAAUGUUGCGUACACCGCGCAAAGGCCCGUGUUGACUGAGAGACAUACUGUGCGGGGGAAAGAAAGAGAGAGAGAGAGAGAGGAGAGAGAGACGCAGAGAGAGACGAACCACCCGCUGUCAUUAGCCGCGUAGCUUCUCGCUCCUCUUGUCACGGAAUAACAGCGUCGAGCCUGUGCACACACACGUCGUCCAUUAACCCUGCGGUGUGUUGGGCCCGGGCAACACGGGUGACGACGUCCGUCACGAUUUUCGAAGUGGAAUAAAGUGAAAGCAUGGAAGUGAUCAGCGUCGGUGCUAGCACGCUAACUCCCCGCUAGCUCCCGCAACUCAGCUCGUCAACAAGUUUUGUCUGAUAUCAGUUGCAAAAUAAAACACAUGUGAAGCGUUUUGUGUCCGCAUUGAGCUCUUAGACCCCCUGUGUUGCCCCUAACGUGACCCAGUUGUUCUAUUGCUUUUGCAUGCCAGCGUUUUGGGCGAGAUAUCAAGAGUACAGUAAUGCAUGUUGCUAGCAUUGUAGCUGGCCGUGUAGCGUAGCGUGCUAAUGGCUACAAAAUAUAGAAAAGUCCCGACAACUGUUUUCAUUAUUAAAGUGUAACAGUGUUGCUUGUAUGGGUAUUUACUGCUCAGUGGUGCAUUAGCUUCACUGACUUAUUUAAAAUGAAUAGUUUGUCCGUGUAGAGAUCUUAAAAAUGUAAUACCGUUAGUUUGUAAACACCCAUGAAGUCCUGGUUUACUGAGACAAACAUACUACAAUAAAUGCGGAAUAUUGUCACAGAAAUGUACAAGCUGGGAGCAACAGUCAAAAGCAACAUGGUUUGCUCUCCACGUGAAGUUUCUGCAACGUUACUACGUGCGUGGACCAACAUCAUAGCAGAAGAUCCAGAUCUGUUUUAGGCAAAAAGCCACAAUGUUUGUGAAAGGUUUUGGAGAAAUACCCCAAUACGCCCAUGAGCCAUAAAGAGAUCUUGCAGGUGAUCCAAAGAGAAAGGCUUAAAGAAAUAAGAAGCGGAACCUCGCCGUUGGCAUGUCUUAAUGCAAUGCUGCACACAAACUCUCGUGGUGAGGAGGGGAUCUUCUAUAAAGUUCCAGGCAGAAUGGGGGUCUACACAUUGAAGAAGGACAUCUCGGACGUGGUGAAGGAGCUGUCUGAGGAGGACUCUGAGGAGAGCAGUGACAAUCUUUCGGACUCCCAAAGCACAGACAACAACAGCAGUACCAUCACUCAAGAGGAAAGGAGAGGAAGAUGGAUGCGAAGAGUUCCCUCCAAGCUGCAGUCACAGCCGUCCUCCCCGCAGCCUCGAUGCUCGUCGCCUUCUGUCCCCACCAGUAAACUCAUCUCUCCCUCGCAGAAACACAGCAAGAAAGCUUUGAAACAGGCCUUGAAGCAGCAGCAACAGAGAAACCAGCGCAGACAGGGGGGAAUGCCAACCACCUCCAGUCCCAGACUGCUUCUGAAAACCAUCAAAGAUAUGGCUGACAUUACUACAAAUCCUGAGUUAUGCCACCCAGUCGUCCCAAGGAAGGUUUCCCAGAGGUCAGGCCGCCUUAGUGCAGGGCAGCUGAAACGUACCAAGUGUAAAAUAGAUGUGGAAACACCAGACUCCAUUUUGGUUAACACCAAUCUGCGGGCAAUCAUCAACAAGCAUACCUUCUCUGUCCUGCCCCCAGACUGCCAACAGAGGCUGCUCAAACUUCUGCCUGAAGUUGACCGGCAGGCCUGCAUGGACGGCCUGCUGAAGGUCACUAGUUCUGCCUUAAACAAUGAGUUCUUCACUUCAGCAGCACAGUCUUGGAAGGAAAGGCUGGCCGAGGGAGAGUUCACUCCUGAGUUGCAGUUACGAAUGCGCCAAGAAAUUGAAAAGGAAAAGAAAGUCGAGCACUGGAAGGAGGCCUUCUUUGAAAACUAUUAUGGUGAAAAUUCUGGGCUCAGCUUUGAGGAAUCCAAAGAGCUGACAAAAGCUGAUCUGAAUCAGGAGUCUGCCAGGCCCCAGUCCCCGACUCAUCAGACAGGACCUGCCGCUCAAGCACCGGAGGAUCCCAAGGGCACCAAGGACAGCAGCCAGACUGAUGCUGCAGCCACCGCUGUGAAAAACAUGAAGCCAACACAGGAGCCUCUGAAGGCACCGACAGCUCAGAAAGAGCUCAUCUUCACCACAGAGCCCAUGAAGACACGGCGCUCACAGUACGCUGAGGAUCGUAAGCUGAACACAACAACGCAGUCUGCUCCAACACCUGCAGCGACAACACCUGAGGUUGUGAGACUGACCGAACGGGCCGUCGUAGGAACGCUGCCUGAAAAGGAGCAUAAAGAGGAAGUGAAGGAGGAGAAAACAGAGCUUCCCCAGUCACCUGUGAAGAAGAGCCAUCCACCAAAGGCUAGUUCAGAGUUAAAAGAAGAUCAGCCAGCAUCUGUGCUUAAGCCUGCUGAGGAGAGCGAACAGGUCAUCUCUGAACCCACUGGCCCCUCUGAGCCGGUGAAAAGGAAAUCUGUCAGUGAGAUAGAGGGUGAAUUGACACCAGAGAAAAGGCCCCGUAUGUCCUCAAUUUCCUCUGUGUCUUCAGUCUCCUCCGUAUCUCCUCCAGCAUCAUCCACAUCCAGCCCUCCUACACCAUCUCCAACAACAAAUCAGAGGGUUCCACCUCUCAAGAUCUCAGUGUCACGAAUUCUUCCCGUUCCACUGUCACCUAGCCAAGUCUCACCUAGGACUCCCCUCCCGGCCCCGCUUAGCAGCCCAGGCCGCACUGGUGCUCGUACUUUGGCUGACAUCAAAGCCAAAGCCCAGCUUGCCAGAGCGCAGCGAGCAGCAGCUGCCGCAGUAUCAUCUGCUUCAAAGGGAUCGGUGCCAGGCCCAGGGCCAGGGGGAGGCAGUGGUGAGCAGACACAGCCAUCGCCCAGCCCCAGCCCAACUUCCCCACAAGCAUCAACCAGGUUACCAGCCUCCGACAGCAGCAGCGGUCAGACCACUACACCUCCUUCUCGCCCAUUUGACUCUUCUGGUCAGCUAAGCCCAAACCAGUCUCAAACAUUUUUCUCUAGCAUAACUGACGACAAACACAAAGCUCCCUCUGCUGGUACUGUCAGUGCAGGACUCCAUAGCGCUCAAAAGAGUUCAAACACAUCGAUGCAACCCACUCCUUCAUCUGUGCACGCUCUGAAGGUACAAGAAAGCCCAUCACCAGCUGGAUCAUCAACCAGGACCAGCUCCUGUAUCCCUGCAAACAACCCGCUGGUCACUCAGCUUCUGCAGGGCAAAGAGGUUCCGUUGGAGCAGAUCCUCCCAAAACCGCUAUCCAAGGUGGAAGUGAAGAUGUCAAACUUACCCUCUGGUAGCAAGGGGAAGACGUCACACUCUGCUGAGCAUAGGGUUGAUAAGCAGAUGUCCCACCAGUUCAAUACAGCAGGACGAGCAGGAGUUUUCUCAGAAUACACAAGACAUCACAGAGAACUUCCUGAUAAGGAGACUCAGGAGCAGAUCCUACAGGCUCUUAUGCAGAGGAAAGUGCAGCAGAGCCAACCUUACGGCGGUAUGGGACCUCAGCACCCUCAGUACAAGGUCCAUCAGCUGGUGCAUGCAGAAGAACGUCAGGACCAAUCCAGGAUUUCAGUUGGAUUUCUUGGUCGUAAGAGGAUGCCCAGGCCUGCCAUGACAGGACAUUACCUGCUGAAUGUGUCCACAUACGGCCGAGGACCAGAGAGCAGGAGACUGCACCAGUCUGCCAUCCCAAACACUUCUGUGUCCAGUUUAAAAAGGGAAAGCACAGAAGGAGAGGAGGUGGCCAAGGAAGAAGAACCAGUCAGGAAAGUCUUCUCUCCUGUUUCUGGGGUUAAGACAGAGCAGCAGGUAUACUCAAUAACUAAAUCUGAUGAAGCAGGAAGCGUUCAACUUUGGUCCAAUGUAAAGACUGAGCCUGGAUCAGAGGAUAGUGUAGCUGGUGCCGAUAACAACAGCAUCAGCGCGACAGCCAAAGACACCAGCCCUUUUUUACAGUCACACCGAAGGCACCUCGAACUCUGCAAUAGUAAUCAAGGAAACUCCGAGCCAUAUCUUACCCAAGUGGACCCCAGUCACCAGCGGCCGUCUGCCUUUCAACCCCAGAGAACACUCGAUAAUCAGGAACCCGUGGCAGCAUCGUGCUACGGUGGCACUAUCAGCAUGUCUGUACCUCACACUUUGAACCACAGCACUGCAGGCACCGGCUCUUCCACUGUCUCAUCGGAGGCUGACAGCAGCGGCGUCCACGGGAGCGUCAUGUCUUUCUCAGUGACUGUCACCACCAUACCCGCCGGUCACUCGUUAGAACACGGCAACCAGGGCGAGCCCUCACCUGAACAGACGUUCAUCGAGGGCUCCAACAUGGAGGACGUCCAGUCUAAAUGCUACUGCCGACUGAAGGCUAUGAUCAUGUGCAAAGGAUGUGGCGCCUUCUGCCAUGACGACUGCAUCGGCCCCUCGAAACUCUGUGUGUCAUGUUUAGUUGUACGAUGAUAUGAAAUUAAUAAUAAUUAGAGGAUAUGGUUUGAUUUGCAUUGAAGCGGGGCACAAAGCAGAGCCAGGUCAUACAGAAUCAGUACAGAAUCAGCGCUCGGGUGAAGCACAUUAGUCGUGCUCCAGACAAAACAACCAGCAUGUGGUCACUGUUGGAAAGGCAAGGAUUUACACUGGAUGGGUUUCACCAACAUCUAUGGAACGUUGUUUUGUGCAAUUUUAUGGUAGAAAUGUUUCAAUCAAAUCAGUAGUCUGUCAGAUGUGUGACAAAUAUAAAAUCUGGCAAUGUUUGCACUCGCCUAGGAUUAGUUUGAUAUAUUUUUUUAAAUAUAUAUGUGUGUGUGUGUGUGUGUAGUUUUUAAAAAAGGAGGGAAAAUGAAUGUUGUUAUUUUUGUAGAACAUAAUGACUGUUGUUGUGUUUUAGACUGACACUUUUUAUUAUUGGGCCUAAUCAGUUAUGGUUAACGGCAAAAAAAAGGGCGCUAAUGAUAAUCAUUGGUUGUAGAGUACCUCCUACUUUGCAUUUAUGCACGCAUGGCAGGGAAGUGCAACUUACAGUAACUAUUUUAUAUAAAAACUGUACAUUUAUUACUGAGCACACUCAGAUUCAAGAACUAGAAAGAGCAUGUAUAGUUUUAGAAAGAGAAUACAAAAGGAAUUUUGAAUGAUACUGAUUGCUCAUCACAUAAUUUUUUGACUAGCAGUUACAGAGCGAAGCACUUGAAACCACCUGGAUAUAUGGUAGUAACUGUGUACAGCACUUACAUUCAAAAUAUAGGGAGAAAGAAGAAUCAUUUAUAUAUAUAAAAAAUGCCUAUAUGUUGCUUUUGACAAAUUGAGAUCUUUUCCAUUCCAGGUCAAGGUCUAGAGUCACUUCCUACUGUGUGAACCUGCAUUUUCUCCCCAAAAAGCCAGUUUGUAGAUAUUGUGUCCCGUGAGGUGGAUUUUCUCAUGCUUGUAUAUCUGUAUAGAUAGAUCAGCAGUGGCAAACGGUAAAAAAAACACUCAAGGCAAGGGGAGAAAAUGAAGAUAAUUUUGUUUUUUCACUGUAAAUAUUAUGCUCAUUUACAGUAUAUGCCUAGAUGUAGAAAUGUAUUUUAUUUUAUUCAUGUGGCACACCUUGCUUCAGCAUAUCCAGCUGUUUAUUACUUAAUUAUUAUUACUGUGGAAAGAAGAAAACAGAGAAGAACAGUAAGUUAUGCUAAAACGCUAAAUGCUUUAUCUCAGAAUGAUUCAGCAUAGUAUGCUUCAGUUUUACAAAAUGAUUUGGAGGUACAAUAUGACACUGAUUAACAGGCAGGUGUAACACUUCACUUUAAAAUGGCCUUUUUCCAGAGAAUUUAGAGCGUUAUCCACCGUUUAAAUGUGAUAUGAAGUAUUGUGAGCACAAAAUAAUACUGUAUCAUGUUUAUAUAAUGUACAAUAAUGUAUAUGUGUGAUGUUCAGGGAUGGGCCAGCACAUUUGUGGUGUGAACACUGUGUUGUAACUGCGUUAUGAUGAUGUUAACACAGUAAAAAUUUUUAUUUUACCACAUAUUAACAUGCAAAAAAAAAAAGGCCAGUGUGAAGAGUUACCUCAGCAGGUUCUUUGGGUGUUCAUGCUGAUUGCAAAUUAAGACGCAUCAACUAUAUUUUGAAAUUUCCUGGAAGUGCAAAGUAGGCCUGUUUUAUAGCAAUUAUUUCCAAGGUAAUAUGCCAAAGUCACCUUAAAGAAAACAAAAUAAUCAGAACUUGUUUUUAAUGUCUGACUAGUUAAUCAAAGUAAUAUAUUUUAAUUAAUAUAUUUUAAUAUAAAAAAAAAUCUAUUUGCUAAUUGUUUUUAAAAAUCAACAGGGUAUUUACUAUAAUAAUAUAUUGGCUGUCCGUUUUUUCCUAUGAUUUUGUCUAGACUGGACAGACCACCAUACAGAAAAUAACUUGACUUUUUAUAAUUCAAAUUGCCCAGGUAUCAAUAUUCUGUAUGGCCCAGGUUUUUUCAAUGGAUCUAUUGGUCUAUAUUUUUCCAUAGAGAUGUUGUCUAAUAUGUGUAUCCUGUUAGCUGUCUACAUUUGUGUCAUUACCUUAUGAAAAGAAAAAGAAAAGUUUUUAAAGCACCGUUUUUAGAUCAGUGGAUUAAUCAAAGUCCAUUUUUAAAUGUAUUUGUUAUUAAAUGGGGGUUGUGUCUUGUGGAAAAUUGGUUUUAAGAUUGUAGGGCUAGAGUCAGAAGCGGUUUCCACAAACCUAGCAUAGUCAUUUCACUAAAACUGGCGUACCAGUAUUUGAUUCUGUUAACACAAAUUUAAUUUAUCCCCCAUAAA